UCAUCCUCUCUGAAAACUUUUCAAUACAAUAUUUCACUGCCAACAGAACCCACUGUAGCAUCUUCUUCUUAUGACUGUACCUACUACUAAAUCUCUGCAAAACAAACCAAAGGUCUUAUUCCUUGGUCAGCUCGACGAGUCCUUGCCAGAGUACCAACAAUUUGAAAAUGAUUUCGAGUGUAUCCCCUACGAAUUAACUACAAAGGAACAGCUUCUUGAGGACUUCAAAUCAAAAUUCAAUGACAUACAAGCCAUCUAUGGAGGUUGGGAAGGUUUCAUGUCAUUUGGUGGUUAUAGAAACGAAAUUGUUGAUCUCUCUCCUCCAAAUCUAAAAAUCGUAACAAGUUGUGCUGUUGGCUUUGAUCAUUACGAUACCAUUCAAUUAAAAAAUAAAAAGAUCAUCUUCUCAAAUAGUCCCUCUGUCGGUGCUGAACAAGUUGCUGAUUUAGCUCUAUACCAGACUCUUUCCACUUUCAGAUUUAUUCCAAUGUUUGCUAACCAAACAGUCUCAACUAAAAACACUUUAGUCGCAAGAUCUAAAUUAAAUGGUAAUUUCAAUUAUCAAUCUGGUAACCAUGUCCCUAAAAAUCAUUACAAUUUUGCUUUUGGUGAAAUCGCUGGUGGUAAAGUAGUAUACACUCCAAUGAAUAAAAACGCUGCCAUCCUAGGCUUUGGAGGUAUUGGAAAGGCUCUAGCUAAAAGACUAAACGCAAUUGGUAUGAAUAUACAUUAUUUCAAAAGAAACCCUCUAUCAAAUGAUGAUCUAUCCGAUUUUAAUUUCCCUUUGACUUACCACAACUCUUUAACUUCAAUCCUACCAAUCGCUGAUGUAGUCAUCAUUUGCUUGCCUGGUUCGAGUGAAACCUUUAAUCUAAUCAAUGAAAAAACAAUAAAUCUUUUACCCAAAAGAGGCUCCAGAAUAGUCAAUGUCGGUAGAGGUUUUAUCGUCAAUACAAAAGAUCUAUUAAAUGGCUUGAAAUCAGGUAAAAUUAUAAGCUGUGCACUAGAUGUGUUUGAAAAUGAACCAACUAUUGACCAGGAGCUCGUAUCUAGAGAAGAUGUCUUUCUAACACCUCACAUUGGUUCUUCGACCAUCGAAACUUAUCAAAAAACUGCUAUCUUUUGUUUAAAUAAUAUUAGGGCAUGUUUUGAGAGAAAACCUAUUCUUUCUCAACAAAAUUAGCUCCCCAAUUCUUUCGUUUAUACAAUUAGAAAAAUCAUUAUUAAUUAAUUUUAUAUAAUACAAACAAUUAAAAUUAAAAUUGUAUGAAAGAACCUUUUAAUUCUUAUUUUUAUUUAUAAGGAACAUAACAGAUGCAGAAUUCGUAUUCGCAUUCUUGUAAUUCUUAUUAACUGUUAUUUGUUCGGAUGCAAAGUCUUUGUUUUCACUUAAAAAUGUUUUGUAAUUCUCAAUUAUAGACCUCGUC
Ascoidea rubescens DSM 1968 is the source of this 1427-nucleotide messenger RNA. RefSeq lists its product as uncharacterized. Gene Ontology annotation, molecular function: NAD binding; glyoxylate reductase (NADPH) activity; hydroxypyruvate reductase [NAD(P)H] activity. Lineage: Eukaryota; Fungi; Ascomycota; Saccharomycetes; Ascoideales; Ascoideaceae. The transcript is spliced from 2 exons. The coding region runs from base 71 to 1183 and encodes 370 amino acids. The record is from RefSeq and is a predicted model, not a curated record. Gene Ontology annotation, cellular component: cytosol.